UGAUCUUUAUCUGAAAAGUUUUGUUGCCAUUUUCAUAUUGUUAUAUAUAUCAUUUUUUAUCAUUUUAAUAAUGAUUUUCUAUCGACGACAAUCAACGAAAUAACAAGAAUCAACAAAAGAAAUCGCCACCCUAUUACUACCAUCACCACAACCACCACCACGAACAACAAAAUCUGUUGAAAAUGAAUCAACAAAUCAUCCGGUUUCAUUAUCAUCACAUUCAUUACAAUCAAGUCCAUCGAAUUCGGAGAAAAAAUUCGGCAACACUACCAACGACAAACAACAUAACGGAUGCUGAUUUUGAUUCGAAUAAUAAUAAUUCAAUGAAAAUUCAGAUAAAAAUUAAUCAACAAGAUCCAUUUCAACGAGGACGAAAUGCACAUCAAAGAAAAAUUCGUUUUCGUGAAUAUGGAAUUGAUGAUUUCCGUUUCCUUACAUUAUUAGGUCGUGGUAGUUUUGGUAAAGUAAUGCUUGCCGAAUUGAUCAAUCAUGAUUGCCAUUUUGCUGUGAAAUGUUUGAAAAAAGAGACUGUUAUCGAAGAUGAUGAUGUUGAAUCCAUUAUGAUUGAACGUAAAGUGCUUGCAUAUGGUACAUCACAUCCAUUUAUUUGUAAAUUAUUUUGCACAUUUCAAACGGAGAGUCAUUUAUUUUUUUCAAUGGAACUUUGUUCCGGUGGUGAUCUUAUGUUUCAUGUGCAGAAAGAAGGAAAAUUUUCUGAAAAUAAAGCAAAAUUUUAUUCAUCCGAAAUGAUUUGUGCACUUUGGUUUCUACAUAAACGUGGUAUAAUUUAUCGUGAUCUCAAAUUGGAUAAUGUUAUGGUUGCUAAUGAUGGACAUAUUCGUUUAGUUGAUUUUGGAAUGUGUGUUGGUAAAAUGUAUCGUGAAGAAUUUUUACCAUCAAAUUUUUGUGGUACCCCUGAAUAUAUGGCACCAGAGAUAAUAAAAGGAAUAAAAUACAAUCAUUCAGUUGAUUAUUGGGCAUUAGGCGUUGUCAUAUAUGAAAUGUGUGUGGGCACAUCACCAUUCAAUGGUACGGAUGAAGAUGAACUAUUGUGGAAUGUAUGCAAUACUGAAGUACAUUAUCCAAAAUUUCUUUCUGAACAAGUGAAAAAUUUAAUUGUUCUGUUAUUGAAAAAAAAUCCACAAGAAAGACUUGGCUCACCAAAUAGUACGGCUGGUGAAAUUGUUCAACAAUCAUGGUAUCAUGGUGUACAAUGGGAUAUGGUGGAAAAAUGUCGUUGUAAACCACCAUUUAUACCACAAUUGGCACACGAUGCAGAUGUAUCAUAUUUUGAUCAAUAUUUUACAAAAGAAAUUCCAUGUAUAACACCAUGUGAAAAACCGAUUAAUGAAAAUGAUCAGCUAUUGUUUCAAGGAUUCAAUUAUACGAAUCAUAGAAUGACUGAAUGAAACAAAAUCUAAUCUCUUUCCGGUACAUGAAAUCAUCAUCACGUAAUAAAUAUACAAACAAACACUGAUU
This is a messenger RNA of Dermatophagoides farinae (American house dust mite), 1479 nucleotides long. The record is from RefSeq and is a predicted model, not a curated record. Lineage: Eukaryota; Metazoa; Arthropoda; Arachnida; Sarcoptiformes; Pyroglyphidae.